AUGACUUCUAUCGGUACGGGCUACGAUCUUUCAAACAGUGUUUUCUCACCAGAUGGGAGAAAUUUCCAAGUCGAAUAUGCAUUAAAAGCAGCUGAAAACGGUGCGACUGCUGUGGGUAUCAAAUGCAAAGAUGGUGUGAUAUUUGCCGUGGAAAAGUUGAUCACAUCAAAACUUCUGGUUCCAGGAAAGAACCGCAAAAUCCAAACCAUAGACCGUCACAUUGGAUGCUCCUACUCCGGGUUGAUGCCUGAUGGGAGACAUCUGGUAGACAGAGCUCGUGAAGAAUCUCAAAGUUUCAGAAAAACAUAUGGCAGUCCUAUACCACUAGCAGCCCUAGCCGACCGGUUGGGACAAUAUGUGCAAGCACACACACUAUAUAACAGUGUAAGGCCAUUUGGUAUCACUGCGAUAUUUGGUGGGGUUGACGAGAAAGGUGCCCAUCUCUAUAUGCUCGAACCCAGCGGGACUUACUGGGGUUACAAAGGUGCUGCUACCGGAAAAGGCAGACAAUCCGCUAAAGCAGAACUAGAAAAAAUCUUGGUAUCGAAACCUGACCUUGAUGCUAGGGAAGCGGUCAAGGAGGCUGCAAGAAUUGUUUUUCUGGCUCACGAUGACAACAAGGAAAAAGACUUCGAACUCGAGGUGAGCUGGUGCUCAGAAUCCGAGACCAAUGGUCUUCACAAGAGCGUACCUCAAGAAUUGCUGGAGGAAGCAAUCAACUUCGCGAAGGCCGAGAGUGGUGACGGUUCCGAUAGUGACGAUUCUAGUGAUGACGAAGGCCGCGAAAACAAUAACGAAAAGCGAGAUGCUGAAGGGGACGUACCCAUAGAGUAA
This is a messenger RNA of Lachancea lanzarotensis, 834 nucleotides long. RefSeq names its product LALA0S14e01332g1_1 (gene PRE10). Bases 1 to 834 code for a protein of 277 amino acids. The record is from RefSeq and is a predicted model, not a curated record. The transcript has 2 exons. Gene Ontology annotation, biological process: ubiquitin-dependent protein catabolic process. Gene Ontology annotation, cellular component: nucleus; proteasome core complex, alpha-subunit complex; proteasome core complex. NCBI's taxonomy places the organism in Eukaryota, Fungi, Ascomycota, Saccharomycetes, Saccharomycetales, Saccharomycetaceae.